Molecule: messenger RNA, 864 nt
Organism: Amphimedon queenslandica
Lineage: Eukaryota; Metazoa; Porifera; Demospongiae; Haplosclerida; Niphatidae
Product: zinc finger BED domain-containing protein 1-like
Exons: 3
Coding region: 1-864 (287 amino acids)
Molecular function (GO): DNA binding
Source: RefSeq, a predicted model, not a curated record
AUGGCUACAGCUAACGCAACUAGAAAGAGGAGCUUAGCUUGGGACUACUUUUAUAAAGAGGAAGAGUCUACUUUCUGUGAAAUCUGCAAAGAAGAAGUAAAGACAUCAGGAAAUACCAGCAAUCUAUUUAGGCACCUGCAAUCAAAUCACAAAGAUGAGUACACUGAGUUGGAAAAGCAUCGAUUGGAACAAGCAAGUCAAAAAAAGAUGAAAGUAGCGGUAAAACAGCCAAAAGAGUCUCAACGCAAAAAGAAACUUGAUGAUCUAGUGAAGAUGAUUGCUACUGAUUUGCAGCCCAUAUCAAUAGUAAAUGAUCAGGGUUUUCAAGACUUCUUGAAAGCAAUCGAUUCAAAGUAUGUCCCACCCAGCAGGCGGACAAUUACAAGAGACCUUAUUCCUAAAAUUCAUUCCACAUGCAAAUUAGAAUUGGCAGAGUCUUUAUCUAAAGCAGCAUUUUGUACAUUUACAACUGACCAGUGGACAUCAAGAGCCACACAAGGCUUUUUGACUUUCACAAUCCACUACAUAGAAGAGGUUGAAGGUGUAUGCUGCUCAAAGUCUUCUGUCUUGGAGACAGCAUGUUUAAAAACUGAUCACACAGGGGAAAAUAUUGCAACAGAAUUGCAGCGAAUAGCUACAGCAUGGACUAUACAAGAUAAAAUUGUGUGUGCUGUGACUCAUAGCGCAAGCAACAUGAACUUAGCACUCAGAAUAACAAAAUGGUCCCAUCUACCUUGCUUUGCUGACACACUCAACUUGAUAGUGCAAGGAGCAAUUGCAGCUGAUUAUCAAGUAUCAAGCCUUCAAACAAAAUGCAAACACAUUGUAUCAUAUUUUCACAGAAGUGUGAAAGCAAGUGAUUGA